AUGACAGUCAACAAACAAUAUGGACUGUCUUACUUGACACAAGUGACCAUUUCAAACUCGAAAAUAGAAGCGGAGAGCCAAGCCAUUGAGAUGGCUAGAGCAGAGGCUUCUAGAGCACGUGAAGAGGCUGCAUUAGCUAAUAUGCAUGCAGACGAAGCAAACGUAAACACAAGAGAAGCUAUGGCUGAGACAGCAGAAUUGAAAAGGGAAUUUGAAGAAUUUCAUAAACAAAUGUUUGCUUGGAAGUCGGGUCAGGCGGGUACUUCCAUUGUUGCUUCUAGUGUCCAUCCUAGUGCUAGUGAUCAUUAUGAUAAUGACUCUGAUGGUCAGUCAUUGGAUCUAGAGGGAAUGAGUGAUGGAUGUUGA
Vicia faba (fava bean) is the source of this 366-nucleotide messenger RNA. The record is from the annotation of a GenBank genome assembly. Lineage: Eukaryota; Viridiplantae; Streptophyta; Magnoliopsida; Fabales; Fabaceae.